Messenger RNA from Prosopis cineraria, 1887 nucleotides. RefSeq lists its product as uncharacterized. Lineage: Eukaryota; Viridiplantae; Streptophyta; Magnoliopsida; Fabales; Fabaceae. The transcript is spliced from 14 exons. The record is from RefSeq and is a predicted model, not a curated record. Bases 241 to 1731 code for a protein of 496 amino acids.
UCCCUGCAAUAUAAAAAAAAAAAAAAGAGAGAGAGAGAGAGAGUUCCCCGCGGCAUUUGUCAGACGUCAUACUACGGCGCCAAAAGCGCGCAAGAUCUGGGAAGGAAAGCCCUAGCGACUAGCAUUGGUUGCCUCUCUGUCACCGAACUCCCUUCGCCACCUCCUCGUUUGUUUUACUUUUUACCAAUUUUGCAGAUUAAGCAUCCGGCCGAGAAACAAAAAAUUGCAUACGAGCUGGGCAUGGAGGAAGAUAAGAGGAGGAAGAAAAACAAGAAGAAAAAGACCAAGCAAAGUAAGGCUGUGGUGGAUGGUGUAGUUGGAGCUGAGGAGUCGUCAACUAGGGAUCAGGAUCUGGUAAAUAAUGGGAAAGAUGAGCAUAGUCAACUUUCGGAGGAUACAGAUGAGCAAAGCACAAUUAUGGAUUCAAAUAGACGACUGCCAAAUGGUAAAGAAUGUGUCUUUAUUCAGACUGUUCAAGGGGAUGCCAGGAAUCAGCAGGAGAUUGGAAGAGAAGCCAUCUCAGAAGAAAUUGUUAGAAAAUUGAGAAAUGAAAAUGAUAUGCUCACACAGAAAGAGGUCAUAUCGGAAGAGACAAUCAGAAAAUUGAAAGAGGAAAAUGACGUGCUUAUCCAGAAGGAGCCCAUUCUUGCACAGGCUAUAUCAGAAGAGACAAUCAGAAAUUUGAAAGAAGAAAAUUUUAUGCGCAUCCAGAAAGAGGUCAUGUUGGAAGAGGCCAUCAAUAAAUUAAGAACUGAAAAUGAUCUGUUGGCGAAAGAACAGGAUACUCUGAAAACGAGAAUUGCACAGUUACAGAGUGAAAAUGAUUCCUUGCUUCAGAUAAAGGCUGGUUUGGAGGAGAAAACCAACCAGUUAUUGAAUGAUAAAUCAGUUUUGAGCCUGAAAGGAGAGAGUUUAAUGGAAAGAAUAAAUGACCUGGAAAGAGAGAUGGGUUUUUCUUUUGAGAGGAAGAAGUCAACCAAAGAAAUUGUUUCCCACCUGAAUGAUGAUAUUAGUAGGCUACAAUUGCAGGUGGCAGAGUUGGAAGAGUGCAGGAAUAAUCUGUCGCUAGAAAACCAGCAACUGAAAGAAAAUCUAUCAGGUCUUCAGACGAAAAUUUGGAAUCUUGAGAAGGGUGGCCCUUCCUUCUCAUUGGAUGCAUCUGCGAAGGAUUAUGCUUCUGAAAAUGAGGACUUAAAGUCUCAAGUUGAAGCAGCCCAAAUGUUGGUGGAAAAAUUGGUUGCAGAAAAUGCGGAACUUUUUGAGAAGGUGAACGAGUUAUAUGUGGAGCGGGAUCGACCAAGUGCUGCAGUUGAACUUCCUGGAGCCAGUGGGGCUGAUGAUGGGUUGGAUAAAUCUGCUAAACCUAAUACUGUGGCCAUUACUGUGCCUGAAUCUGAAGAGAACGUAACAAUGUCAGUCAGAGAGGUGAAUCCCUCUGGAGAAGAUCCGGUUGGGGAUAACAUUGACACUGUAAAUGCUGGGCAUGUUGGUGGGGUGAUUUCAAGCUCUUCGUUGGCAUCUGAGGACUCGGGGGUAAUUGUGCAAAUUCCAUUGGAUGACAAUGAUGUAAGAAGUCCAGGGUUGCAGGCUGCCCAGAAUGUGGAACGGGAUGAAGUGCCCCUUACUGAUGCUCCGCUUAUUGGGGCGCCAUUUCGGUUGAUGUCAUUUGUAGCCAAGUACGUUAGUGGUGCUGACUUGGUUAACCAGGGGCCUCCCAACACUAAUCGUUGACCUUUUUUUUUUUUUUUGGUGAGAUUGACGUCAUAUUCUAGUCAGAUGAUACCAUUUGCUCAGCCUAAAUUGGGCCAUUCCCCAACAGAAAAAGGAAGAGUUAAUUCCUUGACAUUAGAAUAUUGAAGCAGUCAAGAAAGAGGGUUCAUAUCCUUA